ACGUCAAGCGGUAGAAGCUCCUCUACACGACGAUAGUAGAUUGUGGUGCUCAGUUUUUAAAUAAUUCCCCAGCUAGAAGGUCGUGUGCGGGUGUUCGAGCGCUACUGGGGAGGGUUUUUUUCCCUUUUCUGAUCCGUUCUUCCCGGAGAUCCCACUGCGGAUCUAUUAUCUUAAUUCGCGAUAGUUGAGUUCUGCAUGUACCCAGCACAUCCGCAUCGUCGUCGUCGCUGUCGCCGGAAAUAGAACCGUCCAUCCUCCGUGUGAAGAUUAUCAUUACGAGUGCGGGAACUAGUGAAGAUAACUUUGUCCUAUUUGUGCCUUACCUAUCUACAAUAUUUGCUACCGGAGCUGGAGCAUCUUCGCGUGGUUGUUGUAGCACGUGGAUUGCUUCCUCUAUUGUAACACCACCCACCUUUCGGAAGGAUAAAUAAACGAUAGCGGCAGUGCUGAUAGUGUAUAGCGACGAAAGAAAGGAGAUGCCUUGAGUAAAUGGUAUAAACGGAUACAGUUUUGUUGAUCCAUCCCGAUAUUUCGCUUUCGGUUGUAGAGAGAAGGAAGAGUAAAAAAAAAAGUGCUCCAGCGUUUAUCGGCAUGGUGUGCUUUUUAAGGAUCGCUUGAAGUGGAUUGAAUUUUUUCUUUCGCCGAAUGAGUAAUUAAGUGCGUAACAAAUGAACAGUCGUGACGAUUCGACAUCAUCGAAUGAAAAUGCUAGUGAAGACGAGAAUUCAGACGGAGAAGAUUCUCAUCGAAAAAAUGGACAUGGACAUAAAAGUUUGUGCGCGACCAAAAUAGCAGUGCAAGCAAAUCGAGACGUCUCGUGAAGAGUCGAUUGUAAAGUAUUGUGGGGAAUGUGAUCGACAGUUGAGAACUGGGAUGGUGAUAGAGAAAAAAAGAGAUCUUUCCCCGUUGUGUAUAUGUGUUUAAAGAUCCCAAAAUAAGCAAACAUUUGUUCUGUUUUUGUCACUGUUGCUCGUUAUCCAAGUGAGAUUUUUUUCCUUGCUGUCCUCGGACGGGGACAGAGUUGAUGUAAUUAUAAUUAAAAUCCGAGAAUAAAACAAGGCUGCGAAAAUGUUCUUCUCGUCGACGACCGCCGACGUGAAGAAAACAAAUUGGUUCUCAUCACUUCGAAGGCAACCGAAGCCUAAAAAACCGGCGCUGGUCGCCGAAAAAUUGCAGCAAAAAAGCUGCGUUGACUUAACCUCAAGUGGUUUGUUCCCUGGAGAUCCCACCAGUUUGCCACCGGAUGUGGGCAAUGGUAGUCUACUGCAGUCUCAAGAUCCUGUGAGUGUUCCAGCUCAGGAGCGGUUCAUCUGCACCUGCGAGUGGGUUCGAGUGUCUCCUUCGCCUUCAACGUUGUCUUCCGAUUCGCCCGAAUCAAACUCCAAUACUAGUCAUACCUCAUCGACAACCGCCACGAUCACCACUACAGUGUCCCGAAGUCUGUUAGAGAACAAAUAUCAUCCAUCACUAGCAAGUGCCUCCUCGGAAGACAAUCUUAUCAGUGAUAGUGCCAGUGACCUCAAGGAAAUUGCCCUGUCCGCCGUCAAUAGUUCUAGCAGCCUGCGGAGAAGACCCAAACGGAAGGAACAACUCUAUACCUCGACUACGGUAACUACCGUGACAAAAACAACGGUUGUGAACCGACAGAAAACCUACCGGGUGGGACUGAUUUUUAGUGAAAAUGGUGAAGUCCUCAACAGCAACCUAGAUCUACGACAAUUGCUAGAGGACAGCCAACACGCUCAAUUGAUUAGCGCCAGCAGUAGUAGUGAUAGUGGAACCUCACUGACCACCAAAGAAGAUCAAAUCCUCAAAGAGAGCACAAACACCAAACCUUCCAACUCCACGCGACAAUUUAGCAUACUGGAUGAUAGCAAUUUCGACUUCAUCGACGAAAGUGGGGAUCUGUUUAAUCGUAACUACUCUCACGCGGGCGGUGGGAACAUUCCAAUUAAACCGGGCAGCACAUCACCCAAAGUACUCAGGAAAUGCAACAAUUGCAAAAACAAAUCUAAUCUAGUCUACAGACGUAGUGUCAGCUCACCAAAUCACAAGAAGCAAAUUAACGAUGAACUGAACGAGGUGGAGUCGGAGAUGCGAGCCCACGAGAACAAGGAGGAGAACAAACAUUCCAACAAGGACAAACAGAUGGCCUUCGGGCGGAAAAAGUUCAACAUGGACCCGAAGAAAGGCAUAGAAUUUCUAUAUGAAAACCAGCUUCUAAAAAUGGACCCACAGGAUGUGGCACAGUUUCUGUACAAAGGAGAAGGACUCAACAAAACUGCAAUCGGUGACUAUCUGGGUGAGAAGAACGACUUUAACGAGCAGGUGCUGAAGGCUUUCGUCGAUUUGCACGAUUUCACCAACCUGAUACUGGUGCAGGCCUUGAGGCAAUUCCUGUGGUCGUUUCGGCUGCCCGGGGAGGCGCAGAAGAUCGAUCGGAUGAUGGAGUGCUUUGCCCAGCGCUACUGCCAACUAAAUCCGGAUAUCUUUACCAAUACGGACACGUGCUACGUGUUGAGCUUUGCCAUCAUCAUGCUGAACACGUCGUUGCAUAAUCCAUCGGUGAAAGAAAAACCAACUGUUGAGCAAUUUAUCUCAAUGAAUAGAGGCAUCAACAAUGGGGGAGAUUUACCGAGAGAAUUACUGGAGUCCCUGUAUGAAUCUAUCCGAACAGAGCCCUUCAAGAUACCACAGGACGAUGGUAACGACCUGAUGCAUACGUUCUUCAAUCCGGACAAGGAAGGCUGGCUCUGGAAGCAAGGUGGACGGUACAAAUCGUGGAAGCGAAGAUGGUUCAUUCUGAAUGACAACUGUUUGUACUACUUUGAGUACACAACCGAUAAGGAACCGAGGGGAAUUAUUCCACUCGAAAACAUCGCGGUACGAGAAGUCCAGGACCGCAGCAAGCAGUUCUGCUUCGAGCUGCACGCCAGCGGCGGAGCCGACAUCAUCAAGGCCUGCAAAACGGAUUCCGAAGGCAAGGUGGUCGAAGGCAAACACACCGUGUACCGGAUGUCCGCUGCCAGUGAAGAAGAGCAGCAGGAGUGGAUCAAGUGUCUCAAUCAGUCCAUCAGCCACAACCCAUUUCACGACAUCCUGGUCCAGCGGAAAAAGAAGGCCCUCGCGAAAAGUUAGUUAGCGUUGUCGUGUUUGAAAAAUUAAUUCCGCUACAAGUUAGUUUUUCAAAACUCUCACCGAUUUCGAAUGACGGAUGAUCGCGCCUCUAACGCUAUGUUAUAAUAACUACUAUUGCUAUUACUCAUGUAACCAUUUAUGCAAACUUCCAGAAAACUAAUCCACCAUGUUUCUGUUUUUCUGUGCGCGCUCUGUUUUCUUUAUAGAAUAGUCCGAUCGCUAGUGAGAGUUGUGAGGGUUGCACUGCUUGUGGAUGAAUCUCAGAAAAAAAACUAAAAUUCGUAUGUUUACUGUCUACAAAGCAAAACCAAUUGAUUUGAAUCAAAAGCAAAAAGUGCGAGCGUGCGUGUAAUUGCAACCGAACUGUGUUUGUGUUUUCUCGACACUAAACAGUGCAUAACAAUGUCCUCAUUCAUCCAUUCAUUCGAGUGUUUGACGAUAAACGGUAAAUUGCUAGGCUGACUUUCGUCGGAAGAAAAUCAAAAUACUAAAAAAUCAAGAAAAACAACAUUUUUCAUCCUUAUAUCAUUAAAAAAGAAAAAAAACUUUGAUCAUUAUCGAUUAGCGUUAAUGUUCUCUAUGUAAAAAGAUCAACAACAUUGUACACAGUUCAUUCGUUUAUAUUUUGUUAACUUAUAAAAAACAAUCGUCUCAAAAUGCGUUUUGCGUUCAAAUAGGGAAUCACAUUAAUAGUAUCCUCAUCUGAGUUACGAUAUAAGUCUCAGCAAAAGGGACGUUAUUGUUGAAGAAGCUUUUGAUAAGGGGAUGCGUUGUUCUUACCCAACUGAUUCAGAUGAACUGUUUUAGAAUGCAAACCGAAUUCAAAUUUGCACGUGAACCCCGACCAAUAUUCAACCAUACAGAUCCGCAACCGGAAUAAUCCCGAUGGGUGGCUUUCUUGCCCCGACGGGCGUUAUAAUUGGAAAUACUAAUUAACCGGGUUUUGUGUAACGUAUUAAUACCCCGGAUUCGUAUUGCAAUUUGUUUGCUUUUGCAAUUCGGCAUGUUCAUAUUGGCUGAAGGUGAAGGGCUGCACCGCGAUGUGUGGUGUAUUUUUUUUUCUUUGUUUGUUUCGAUACAUUGCCAUUGUGAUAUUUUUUCUUCUGGGAGGCUGCUGCAGCUGACCGUCCCUGGAGAAAGGGAAAGAGCAGAAGGUGGGGUUCAUAAUUGAUUUUUAUCAUGUCAGUUGCAGUAACCAGCCCAACAUUCAGACGAAAUUUAAUUUGCAUUUUGCUUGAUGAACCGGGUGUGCUUCCACACCGGAGAAAUCGAUUAUUUAUUUUCCGGUUGCGUAGUAAUUUCUAGACAGAGUUCGGAGAAGGUCUGAAGUAGGAAAUUUGAACAUUUUUUUAUUUCCCUAAAUUUUUCUUGCUUUGACAGCCUAUCAAAAAAAAUCAAACGAAAAACUUUAACGCUGCAUCUUUUAACCAUAUUUGAUUUCAUUGGACAUUAUUAAAAUCCAAAGAUGAUUUGUUGCUUUGUUGAAAAAAUUGGAACAAUAAUUUGUUGUUUGUUUAAAUUUUUAAGAAGGCAAAAAUAAAUGAUGUUGGUUUUUAAACGAAAAAGUAGCACGUUUGACAACUUCAACAAAAAGUUACAUGUUCAAGUUUCUUCAGAACAUUUUCAUCAACAUUUUAUGCCACACAUAAAUAUCGAAUCAGUUGAACAAAACCAUCUACCUUCAAUUUGAAAGCUCAACAAUAACACCGAUACCUUUGCGUGUUUUUGUGCACCGUUAGUUUAACAGUUUUUAAAAUUUACUAUUUAAGAGACCACGACGCCGCCAGAGCUGUGAUAUUAUGAUAUAGGUUUAAUGAAUGUUUGAACAUUUGCUGCCAUCAACGUCACCCGCAAUCGGGCUCCAAUUCGUCGUUAUUGUUCAUAAGAUAAAUUUCGACGAUUGAUCCCGAUCACGCGGUGCUUGAUUCCAGUGAAAUAGCAAGUUCAUUGAUUUGUAUUGUAAUGGGAUGUGAGCGAUGAGUGAAUGUGCACAGAGUGAUGAUGAAUCAAUAUCCUCUAGGAAAAGUUGUUCGAUCAAAAGGGUUAUUCAAAAAAAGAAAAGGUUUUAAAAGUUUAAGUAGGUCAAAAGUUUAGUUAACGGUUUUAAAUUGUUUUAUUCUUUUGUAACGAAAUGAAGGUAUAUUAAGCAAGAAAUCUACCGCAAUGAUCAUAUUUGCUAAGGAAAAACUUUUCAAUGUCUCACUGUACAUGUCAUUUUUGUAGAUGUUUCAAGUAAUAUGAUACAAUAUAUCGAAUAUGCCUCCCAACAAUAAGACAGAAGAGCGAGAUGAGAGCAGAAAACAUAUUACACAUUAACCGAAUCGAAACCAAAUGUUGCUUCCGACUGCUGAACAGAAAUUAAUUGUCAAUAACAAAAACUGUAACAAGACAUCAAUAAAAUGAUAAAUAUAUAAAACGUAGAAUAACGCGUGGCUAAGGACAUCAAAUUACUCAAGCAUAAAUCAAACCGAAGAAGGAAAUAAGUGUGAUCGUAAUGAAAGGUUCCGUUUUUUUUUGAAAAUUUAAAAUGAAGUCAUAUUUUGUGACAAUGGAGACGCGAAGUUCUUUUCCUUUAUUAUUAAGAUAGUGUUGUUGGUAAAAUCUUUCAACUUUAAGUUGUUAACGUUUUACAAUCGCAGUGCCAGUGCAUCUAUUCGCAUGUCUUAGUGUUGUUUUAGAGAAAAUGCUUGGAAUGCCUGGUGUUGGAAAGUCGACUGAAAUGGAAUAGGUAAUAGAAGGAAGAAAGUUCUUAAAAGUGGCAACGAAACUGUCAGGAGUUAGAUGCAUAUUUGCGAUCAUAUCAUUCGAUUGUUUUAGACCAACAAAAUUGUUAUUAAAGCUUCCGUUUUUAGUUCCACAGUUCGGAAUUUAUAGAGUUUCACAUAUUUUCAGAAUGACAAAUUUUCAUGGACACACUAAAUACGGAACAAGAAUAGCUUGUUCGAAAUGUUUUACAACAAAUGUCCAUCGUUCGAUUUACCAAAUGGUUAAGGUCCAUAGAAAACAUAAAAGUUUUGCCUUAAUUGCUUUUAGGUUUGAGACUUGGUUAUUCAAAGUUACAAAAAAUAGGAAAAGAGAAAUUUUGGUCCAGCAUAAAAAGCUCUCUCGAUAUAAAAAAAAACAAUAGAAGCGCUGAGAAAAAACUUUGAGAGAACAAGUCAUCAUAAAUCACGCAAUCCAAAAGCAUUUAAAAAAAAAACGAGAAAAAAUCGGAGUGAAACAACUUUAGUUUUUUUAUUAUUUUAGAUCAAUUAUACUCGAGCAAGGCAAAGUGUUAGGGAAUGCGGAAACAACCAGUAAAAAAACCCAUCUAGCUAGAAUGUACAUUAUAUAUCGAUAUUCAUAACUAGUGAAACAUGAUAAAAAGGAAAUAGAUGAUAAAAACAUUUUUUACCAAAACAAAA
Messenger RNA from Uranotaenia lowii, 6542 nucleotides. It is a transcript of the gene step, whose product is annotated as cytohesin-1. The record is from RefSeq and is a predicted model, not a curated record. Bases 1069 to 3138 code for a protein of 689 amino acids. Lineage: Eukaryota; Metazoa; Arthropoda; Insecta; Diptera; Culicidae. The transcript has 10 exons. Gene Ontology annotation, molecular function: guanyl-nucleotide exchange factor activity. Gene Ontology annotation, biological process: regulation of ARF protein signal transduction.